AUGUCAUGCAAUACAUCGACUGUUUCAAAGAAGUACGCGGGGCUAGCCUGUUCUAGGUUACCAUUCAGUACUUCGACCCACAACUACUUCGGAACUGGGCAUUGUGCCAAUUCUAUAUAUACAACGGCCUCCAGGGCCGGUCAUAAAGACCUGACAAGUGUGGCACAACGAGACGUACGGUACCGUGUGCGCUGGAGCUUCGGAGCGCGGGGAAGAGCUGGAAGAGCGCGACUUCUAAGAGCAUAG
Penicillium hordei is the source of this 246-nucleotide messenger RNA. RefSeq lists its product as uncharacterized. The record is from RefSeq and is a predicted model, not a curated record. The coding region runs from base 1 to 246 and encodes 81 amino acids. Lineage: Eukaryota; Fungi; Ascomycota; Eurotiomycetes; Eurotiales; Aspergillaceae. The transcript is spliced from 2 exons.